Messenger RNA from Diabrotica virgifera virgifera (western corn rootworm), 1014 nucleotides. RefSeq lists its product as uncharacterized. The transcript is spliced from 4 exons. The record is from RefSeq and is a predicted model, not a curated record. NCBI's taxonomy places the organism in Eukaryota, Metazoa, Arthropoda, Insecta, Coleoptera, Chrysomelidae. Bases 9 to 998 code for a protein of 329 amino acids.
UUUUCAAAAUGUCAAAGCUUUUUAAACAUUCAAGCGUUAAUUUAAGGGAACGUAUAGCUGCCGAUCCCAAUUUUCAUAAGGGAUGUGAUAAAUUUACCUUUCCCAACGGAGAUAUUUAUGAAGGUGAAUUUAUUGCGCAUAGAAAGGGGCUUGUAUGGAGAGAGGGAAAAGGGACGUAUUAUACUGAAGACGGACAGAUUUAUAAAGGAACUUGGUUUAAUGAUAAGUUAGUAAAAGAAGACGAAUGCGAGGUAACUUACCAAGAUGGUGCACAGUACCUGGGACACAUCGACAAUGGUGAAUAUGUUGGUUCUGCUAUGUAUACUGUUGACAAGGGAGUUCAUGUUUUGGCCGACUUUGCCGGAAAUAAACCAAUGGGAAAUAUAACACUACUAGAUCCAAAGGGAAGGCAAUGGAAUGCAACUGCAGGAGAUACCUCUGCGCUUCUUCUGCCAGAACAUACAUUUUUCAACGAUAUAUCAGCCAGUUUAGGCAAAGGAAAGCCUAAAAUUCAAAGAAUAAGAGAACAUUCAGCAAAAUUGACAAAACCCCAACGAAAAAUGAGUCUACAAAAAUUAGAAGAUAGAAUUUUCGCUAAGUCGAAGAAAACUCCAUCUGAUUUAAAAUUCGAAGAAUCACAAUGGUAUCAGAACUAUAUUAGGUUCAGAAACGUGUAUGACAAUAUAUUGGAGAAAAUGUCGAGACUAGGUCAAGAAGGUCUUAGCCAAGAAGAACUUGAUUGGUUAGAAAAAUACCGCCACUUCAGAGAAAAAUACUUAAACUUUAUGAAGCACAAGGAAACUCCGCGUGAAAAAAGCUUGUCACAAUUUAACUUAUUUGAACUCUACAACGACAUAAUGCAAAACUCAGAGCAAAACUUUGUUUCCGUUUUUUAUCCCACCGUUAAAGAAAACUUACAAGAGGAGAAGAAAGAUGAUAUUGAUAAUACAGAAUCAAAGAAGAAUGCAGUUUAUUUUGAAAAAUUUGGAGAUACUUAGCUUUACAUUAAUAAAA